ACGACAGUAUCAUAGGCUUCAAGUCCCUGAAGAGCCUCAACAAGUUCUUGGGGGCAUUACAUGUUCGGCCUCCAUCCACAUCUUCAGCGAAUCUACCGCCCACUAGGUUUUAGACGUUUCAGCAAUAUGUCUCGCCGGUCGCAUCCCUCUUCUCCUGACUCCUCUCCUCGGACGGCCAAAAGGCAAAAACGUGAGCAUACGCCACUAAGUCCUGAUGACUACAAGGGCGGCUUGAUGCUCGCCCCGAUGGUCAGGUCUGGCGCCUUGCCUACUCGUCUGUAUGCUCUGAAACACGGUGCAAAACUCGUAUGGGGUCCAGAAACUGUCGAUAAGGCCAUUCUUCAUACGACUCGGGUUGUAGAUCCCGUGACAGGUGUGGUCGCGUACCACGGUAAAUCCAAGCCAAUAUUCACUUGCCAUCCUAUCGAGAAGCCUUUCCUCAUAUACCAAAUUGGCUCCGCCGAUCCUGAGCUCGCGGUUCAGGCAGCCAAGAUGGUCCAGCAGGACGUCGCCGGAUUCGACCUCAAUUGCGGGUGUCCCAAACCGUUCUCGACGCACUCCGGCAUGGGUGCCGCUCUGCUCACAACCCCCGAUCUAUUGUGCUCUAUCCUCACUGCACUGCGGGAAGCGAUGCCUCCUGAGAUCUCAAUAUCUGCCAAGAUCCGGCUACUUCCCUCGCAAGAGGACACCCUGAAGCUGGUCGAACGCAUCGUCAAUACUGGCAUUUCUUGCCUGACCGUGCAUUGCCGGACGCGGAAUAUGCGGAUGAGGGAAAAGGCGGUCAUUGAGCGGUUGCGGGAAAUCGUUGACUUCGUGGAGAAGAUGGGUAAAGGCAUUGCAGUCAUCGAGAACGGCGACUGCUUGGGGUACGAGGACUCGAAGCGCGUCCGUCAGGUCACAGGCGCACAUUCAGUUAUGAUCGCUACUGCGGCAGAGGCCAACCCGACAUGCUUCUCGCCCACCCCACUGAAGGACCUCGAGUUGACCUUUGUGCCUGGAUAUAUACGUCUCGGUAAAUACCUCAACAAUCACUGGUCCUCUACGAAGUUCUGCGCGACACAGUUCCAAGGCGCGCACGACAAAGCUAGCCGUACUGACCUCAAGGCUCUUCGCGAGGCCAUCGUUCACGCAAAGGGGUAUGAGGACAUGGAACAAUACGUCGCACCAUGGACGGGCGAGCAGGAAUUCACGGAGAUCGUUGAGGCGAUCGAGAAGCGCGGCGGCCAGCGCGCGCCACCGAUGCCAGUACCAUGGGAGGACGUCGUGGUUGCUCCGCUCGAGGCGAUUGAAGAGAACGGGCAGCUGCAGGACACGGAGGUAGUCGCGCGUCUGCACGAACCUCGUUCAGAUGGGGCAGCCACUGCACCAUUCGUUCGGGGCGCUGUGUUGGGUUUGGAGAUCCCUUCGGUUGGCGGCGGCGGCGAGACGAUCGCUGUUCAGUGAAAAUACCUGACGCGCUGCAAUCUCUUCGCUCCUCAUAUUCUAUGUUACAAUGUAGCGUAAUGAGUCACUCUUCACUGUAUCAAAUAGCACUCAACGCCUCUCCUCUGCGAUACUAUACG
Dichomitus squalens LYAD-421 SS1 is the source of this 1562-nucleotide messenger RNA. RefSeq names its product FMN-linked oxidoreductase. Gene Ontology annotation, cellular component: cytoplasm. Gene Ontology annotation, biological process: tRNA dihydrouridine synthesis. Lineage: Eukaryota; Fungi; Basidiomycota; Agaricomycetes; Polyporales; Polyporaceae. The coding region runs from base 127 to 1443 and encodes 438 amino acids. The record is from RefSeq and is a predicted model, not a curated record. Gene Ontology annotation, molecular function: tRNA dihydrouridine synthase activity. The transcript has 5 exons.